AUGUACUUUGAAGUAGAAUCUAUUCAAAAAUAUCCAACCGUAACCAUGAAUAAAUCAGUGGAAGAUUUAUUAAUAUCUAGUCGUGAAGUUAUGACUAAUGUAAAUUCUACUGGAUUUGAAAAUCAGAAUCCAACAAUGAAUAUAGGAAAUGGUAUAUCAGAUAAUAUUCAAGAAACAAUUAUUGGAGGAAAUGGAGAAAAAGGUAGUCCAGUUUCAAGUCCAAAUUUAUCUCCACGUCCUAGUCCAAAAGUUCGUAAUAAACGAGAUCAUUCCAAAUUAAAUCAUGAUUCAAAUACCAAAGAAUCUAAUAGUAUGAAUAAAUUGGAUGAACAUCAAUUACAUCAACAACAAGAUAUAACAAACAAAUCAUCAGAUUCUUCUCAAGCUAUAAAAAGUUCACAUGAAGGAAAAAAAGAAACACGGAGCAGUGAACGAAAUAAAAAAAAAUCUUGGUAUCAUGUUUUAUAUCCAACUUAUAAAUCUAGAUCUGAUGAUUUUAAGAGAAUAUUUAAAGAUGUACCAGAUGAUGAAAGAUUAGUUGUUGAUUAUUCAUGUGCACUACAACGUGAAAUAUUAGUGCACGGAAGACUCUAUGUAUCUCAAAAUUAUGUAUGUUUUUAUGCAAACAUUUUUAGUUGGGAAACUUUAGUAUGUUUACGUUGGAAAGAUGUUACAUCUAUUACUAAAGAAAAAACUGCACUUGUAAUUCCUAAUGCAAUUUUAAUAUGCACUGCCACUGAUAAAUUUUUUUUGACAUCUUUUGGUGCAAGGGAUAAAACAUAUGUAAUGUUAUUUCGUGUAUGGCAAAAUGCACUUAUUGGUGAGCCAAUGAAUGCACCUGAAUUAUGGCAACUUGUACAUUCUUGUUAUGGAGAUGAAUUAGGUUUAACUUCAGAUGAUGAAGAUUAUGUUCCACCAUUACCUCCAGCUGAUGAAGAGAAGCUAUCUACAAGAUUAUCCGUAGAAUCAUUCUCUGAGGUAGAAAGUGGUAACAUAGAACAUUCAAUAACUGGAGCACCAGAUACAAUUGAAUCAAAGGCAGAAGUACAUCAUUUACCCCGACCAGAUCCUACUAUUGAUGCAACAGAUUUAAGUGAUACAACAGAAAGUGAAGCUGAAAAACAUGCAUUAAAAUUAAGUGUUCGAGGCACUAUAGUAUGUACUUCACCACAUGAAGGUCGUCAAAUAGGCAAAGCUACAUUUCCUAUUCAUAUUGAUCAACUAUUUACCUUGCUGUUUACAAAUUCAAAAUUCUUUCUUGAUUUUCAAACUGCUCGCAAAACUACAGAUUUAGUACAAUCAGCAUGGACCCAAAAUGAACAAACUGGUCAGAAAGUUAGAAAUUUAUCAUUUACAAUAGCAUUAUCUCAAGCUAUUGGACCAAGAACUUCUAAUAUAUCAGAAACUCAGAUAAUGUUACCAUGUAGUAGACCAGGUUAUUUAUAUAGUAUUGAUGUAGAAAGUGUAAAUGCUGGAAUUCCAUAUGCAGAUUCUUUUUCCGUUUUAAUUCAUUAUUGUAUUACUAGUAUUUCUGAGAAUGAAACAAAUAUGGUAAUUUAUGCUCAAAUAAAGUACAAAAAAAAUGUAUGGGGUUUUGUAAAAAGCGUUAUUGAAAAAAAUUGUUGGGCUGGAAUGGAUGAAUAUUUUACAAGUUUGAUAAAAGCAUUAACUAUAGAAUGUGAAGAAAAUAACGGAAGUGGAGGAGUAAAAAGGAAAACAAGAAGAAGACGUCGUGCUACAGGUCCUGGUAUUUCUUUACAGACUCAUUCCUCAGAUCACACGUCUUCCACUCUACAAAAUUCUUUAAAUUUGCCACAUAUUAAUGAUAAUACUGUUUCUGCUGCACGAGGUGAUUCUAAUAUGAUAAUUAGUUCAAUGCUUUUGAUUGCUGUUUUAUGUUUAAUGGUAAUUAAUGGUUUAUUAUAUUAUAAAUUAUGGGGUUUAGAAGAAGCCGCAGCCUAUACUAUUAUGGAUUUACAUGUAUUAAAAAAUACACCAAAAACUGAAGAAGAUUGGAUUCAUUUAUUACAACAGCAAGAAAGUUUACAUAACAUAGAAAUGAGAAAAUGGCAAAGAGUAUUGCAUACUGCUGCACAAUUGCUUAGACAAACAGAAGAAUCAUUAACAGAAUUACAAAUGAGUAUUCAUCCUACUGCAACAGAAAAAAUGUUUUCCGUGUUAAAACCAAGUUUAAAAAGCUACAAUUCUCAUACAGAACAGCGAAGUCAUUCAGAAAUGUAAAAAAAAGGAAUAUGUAAAAAUAUUCUGACAAAAAUAACGUGAGUGUUAUAAUACUAUAAUUCUAUAAAAAUCAAUUUUAGUAAACUUUAAAUAUUUGAUAAGAAAAAUAUACUUAUUACAUAUAACUUACAAUUAGAUAUACAAACGCGCUGUGAUGAUGAUGAUGAUGAUGAUGAUGAUGAUGAUGAUGAUGAUGAUGAUGAUGAUGAUGAUGAUUAUUAUUAUUAUUAUUAUUAUUAUCUAUAAUUCCAAAUGCACAAUAAUAUAUAUCUAAAUUCAAACUAUUUAUGAUCGAUAGAAAAUGCAAUUUAAAUUUGUUCGUUUUUAUUAUUUUUAAUGUUUACAGAAUAUGUUAUGUGUAAAAUUUUUUUGCACAUAGAGUAUUAUGAUAACUUUAGUUACAUUGUUGUAUAAUAUAUUUCUGUAUCACAUACAUUCAAAUAUAUAUAAAUAUAAAUAUAUGAAUAUUUAUAUUUAUAUGUUUUUGUAUAUGAAUAAAAGUUGUAUAUUAGCACAAUGUAAAGGAAAAGAAUAAAUCAUUUUUAGAGCAUUAUUGUUUUAAAAAUAUAUAUUUUCAUUUUAAUAAAAAUAUAUAUAUUUCAUAAUGAUUUGAAAUAAUGUAAUUGUGAAUAUACAUUAUAUAUAAUAUAAUCGUAAUACAUAGAAAUACGAAUCCUGUGCCUUAAAAUUCCAUUUUAAGAUCGAAAAAUUUUAACAAAAACCCUAAAGAUUUUAAGCGAUCUCAUCCGUUUUAAUUUAUAAUUUUUUUCAGUAGGAUCUAAUUUGUAUAAUAUGAAUAUAAAUAGUUAAAAAAAUAAAAAAGCUUCGUGUUUAUGAAAUUUCUUUAAUUAAGUAAAAUUACAUGUUUUUAAUUUACUUAUCUUCCGGUUUGUUAAAUACAAGAGUAUAACCGCAUUUGCCACAAUAAUGACGAUCUUCCAUUGCAGCCAUAAAAACUCCAGCACCACAUUGUUCCAUGGGACAUUCUCUUCUUAAUCGAUGAAUUUUUCCAUUUUCAUCUACCU
Apis mellifera (honey bee) is the source of this 3266-nucleotide messenger RNA. Its product is annotated as GRAM domain-containing protein 1B. The record is from RefSeq and is a predicted model, not a curated record. Gene Ontology annotation, biological process: intracellular sterol transport. The transcript is spliced from 13 exons. Gene Ontology annotation, cellular component: plasma membrane; endoplasmic reticulum membrane; endoplasmic reticulum-plasma membrane contact site. Bases 1 to 2241 code for a protein of 746 amino acids. Lineage: Eukaryota; Metazoa; Arthropoda; Insecta; Hymenoptera; Apidae. Gene Ontology annotation, molecular function: sterol transfer activity; sterol binding.